AUGUUAUCAGGUGGUGAUAAUCUAAGUUUAUUAUCAUCUAUAUCAUUAAAUAAUGAAGAAAAAGUUCCGAUUAAUGUUAAUGCGACAGCUCCGAUUGUAGCAACAAUAAGACUUGAACUUAAAAUUGAAAAUAAUUCUAAUAUUAUUGAUAUUGUUGCACUUCAAUUAUCAAUUGAAUCUAAAAUAAUUAUCGAAGAAUUAGUUGAAUCCAUAAGUUCACAAUGUAUUAAUGGUUUUAAUAGUGAAAAUGAAAAUUUUAUUCAAAAAUUAAAUCAAAUAAGUUUAUCUAUUACAAGAACAGAUUCAACUAGAUCAAUAUCAUCAUCAUUACAUCUUUCUUAA
Messenger RNA from Rotaria sp. Silwood1, 342 nucleotides. The record is from the annotation of a GenBank genome assembly. NCBI's taxonomy places the organism in Eukaryota, Metazoa, Rotifera, Eurotatoria, Philodinida, Philodinidae.